Molecule: messenger RNA, 4098 nt
Organism: Bombyx mori (domestic silkworm)
Lineage: Eukaryota; Metazoa; Arthropoda; Insecta; Lepidoptera; Bombycidae
Gene: SA1
Product: cohesin subunit SA-2
Exons: 21
Coding region: 246-4034 (1262 amino acids)
Biological process (GO): sister chromatid cohesion
Cellular component (GO): chromatin; cohesin complex; nucleus
Molecular function (GO): chromatin binding
Source: RefSeq, a predicted model, not a curated record
AUCUAUGGUUGUUGUGUUUGCCCUGCGUCGCUUUUGUCGUUUAUUGAUCGAUAGUUUUUGUUCCCUCUCUUUUACUCAUUUAUUAAUGGUGUCUUGGUUGUGCUGCUUCGAAAUUCAAUAAAAUCGAAUUAUACAACAAACAACGGAAUUUGGUUUUUUUUAGUGUCCAUAUAAAAUACUCAUGUGAGAAAAAGUGUGGUGAUAGCUUAGUUUUUAGUUUUUUUUUAGAAGUAAAUCGAUUGAAGAUGCAUCGUCGAGGCGGGAAACGUAUACGGAUGGACGAUCCUCCACCGGAGUAUGUAAAUCCUAUGACUCCGGCUACUCCUAUGACGGACUAUGGUGGCCAAUCUGUCCAUGAACCUGAAACGCCUAAUGUGAACUAUAGUGGCUUUAAUACUGGUGCAGUAGCUAACUCGACGGCAGUGGAAGCGCCACGAGAGGAAGCUGAAGAAUCGCAUCACGAGGAAGAGGAACCGAGGUCUCCAUCUCCGACCCUCAAGCGGGUGACUCGAAGUCGAGGUAGACGCGCAGAUGGUGGUUAUGUGGGGCGAUUGGCGGAGUCUCCGCCGCCACCGCCUAUACGACGUCGAGGCCGCGGUGUCCGUGGUCGUGGCAGAGGACGAGGUGCCGCUCCACCUCCAGCAUAUUCUCCACCCCCGGUGCUCCUGCCUGGAGAUGAUGAAAACAGUUUAUAUAAUAUUUUGAGGUUCAACAAGACCGCAAUAAACCAAGUAGUAGACAAAUGGAUAGAGGAGUACAAAACAAAUCGUGAAGUGGCUUUAGUUCAACUGAUGCAGUUCUUCAUCAACUCUUCCGGUUGCAGAGGGAAGGUUUCUCCAGAUAUGGCACAGAUGGAUCACACACUAAUAAUAAAAAAAAUGACACAGGAAUUUGAUGAGGAAAGUGGUGAAUAUCCUCUGAUAAUGACUGGUCAAACCUGGAAAAAGUUCCGUUCUAACUUUUGUGAGUUCAUUCAGACCCUGGUAAAGAUGUGCCAAUACUCCAUCAUCUAUGAUCAAUAUUUAAUGGACAAUAUCAUUUCAUUACUCACUGGGCUGUCUGACUCACAAGUCCGAGCUUUCCGUCACACUGCGACAUUAGCUGUAAUGAAGCUAAUGACCGCUCUAGUUGAUGUGGCGUUAUUAACUAGUGUAAAUUGUGACAACUGUCUUCGGCAAUAUGAAGCAGAAAGAUUGAAGGCACGUGAUAAGCGGGCCACUGAACGCCUUGAAGUGCUGGUGGCUAAACGUCAAGAACUAGAGGAGAACAUGGAGGAGAUUAAGAAUAUGCUGUCUUAUAUGUUUAAAUCUGUGUUUGUCCAUCGAUACAGGGACACUUUGCCAGAUAUAAGAGCCAUAACUAUGUCUGAGAUUGGCAUUUGGAUGGAGAAAUUUCCAGCUCAUUUCCUUGAUGAUCUUUAUUUAAAAUAUAUUGGAUGGACACUUCAUGAUAAGGUGGGUGAAGUGCGUCUUCGCUGUCUGCAAGCCCUACAACCUCUAUAUGAAUGUGAGGAGUUGAAGGGUAAACUGGAACUCUUCACGUCUAAAUUCAAAGAUCGGAUAGUUUCUAUGACCCUCGAUAAGGAAACUGAUGUGGCCGUGCAUGCUGUGAAGUUGGUUAUAGCUAUUCUCAAGAUGCACCCGGACGUGCUGACGGACAAGGACUGCGAGAACGUGUACGAACUGGUGUACUCGUCGUGGCGCGGCGUGGCGGCGGCGGCCGGAGAGUUCCUCAACGUGCGCCUGUUCCGCGCCGACCCCGCCGCGCCCGCGCCCCCCGUGCUGCGCUCGCGCCGCGGCAAGCUGCGCCUGCCCAGCACGCCGCUCGUGCGGGACCUCGUGCAGUUCUUCAUAGAGUCCGAGUUGCAUGAACAUGGUGCUUAUUUAGUGGAUUCAUUGAUUGAAUCAAAUCCCAUGAUGAAGGAUUGGGAGUGUAUGACUGACCUACUGCUCGAAGAAGCUGGUCCUGGGGAAGAGGCACUGGAUAAUAGACAGGAGUCGUCGCUGAUUGAGCUGCUGGUGUGCUGCGUGCGGCAGGCGUCCACCGGGGAGCCGCCCGUGGGCCGCCAGCCCUCGCGCAAGCAGCACGUCGCGCUCUCCAAGGAUCAGGCCAAGGUUGUAAGCGACGACCGAGCUAAAAUGACAGCACACUUCAUUGUGACCCUGCCGGCCCUGCUGGACAAGUUCGGUGCGGACCCGGAGAAGCUCACCAACCUGGUGUCCAUCCCGCAGUACUUCGACCUGGAGAUCUACACGACGCAACGGCAGGAAGGGAACCUAACCCUGCUGCUGAACAAGCUGCGCGACAUCGUGAGCGUGCAGACGGAGGCGGAGGUGCUGGAGACGUGCGGGCGCACGCUGGAGUUCCUGUGCAGCGAGGGCUGCUCCGUGUACACGCGCUGCAACGUCGCGCGCGCCACCAUCACCGACGCCUGCGUCAACCGAUACAAGGAGGCCAUCGACGACUACAGGAGCCUCAUCGAAGGGGGUGAAACACCGGAUGCAGAUGAAGUGUUCAACGUGAUAAAUUCCCUGCGGAAAGUUUCCAUAAUGUACAUGUGUCACAAUCUGAACGACACCAAUAUCUGGGACUCGCUGUUUGAAGACCUACCCAAGUGCUUGAAGCAGAAUGAAACACAGAUGCCGUCACAGGCCCUGGUGUACGUGGUGCGCGCGCUGUUCUACUCCGUGCUGUGGUCGCUGCACGCGCUGGAGGAGCGCGCGGGGGGUGCGGGCGGCGCGGGGGGUGGCGCGGGGGGAGCGGGGGGCGCGGCGGCGCUGCGGGACCGGCUGCGCGCCUACUGCGCUCUGUGCACGGACAUCGUCGUCAACGGGACCACGCCGGAGCUCAAGGAGGAGGCCUACACGAGCAUCUGCGACCUGCUGAUAUUCUUCGCGGAGCACCUGCACACGCUGCACCACCCCAACGAGCCGUCCAUGAAGCAGCUGGUGUACCAGCCCGACAACGACCUGUGCGACUUGCUCAACGACUUCAUACAGGAAUUCGUGUUUGUACAACACAAUUACGAUGGUCAAGAUGAGAGACGCAUAGAGGAACUGCACAAGCGCCGCAACUUCCUGGCGGCCUACUGUAAGCUCAUCGUGUACAACGUGGCGCCCAUACGCCGCGCCGCGGACGUCUUCAAACACUACAUCAAGUGCUACAACGACUACGGCGACAUAAUCAAGGCGACGCUGAGCAAGGCGCGCGAGAUCAACAAGCUGAACUGCGCGCUCACCAUGGAGCUGGCCAUGCAGGCGCUGUUCCGCGACCUGCUGCGCCGCCACGCCACCCCGCACCGACAGCUGCCGGAGUUCCUCGAGCUCAAGGAGCUGGCGAAGCGUUUCUCCGUGAUGUUCGGUCUGGACGCGGUGAAGAACCGCGAGGCGCUGACCGCGCUGCACCGCGCCGGCAUCGCCUUCGCCGCGCUCGACCCCGCGCCGCACGCGCCGCCGCCCAACCUGCUGUUCCUCGAGCCGCUCGGGGAGUUCUCCAACAAGCUGCUGCGCCAGGACAAGCGACAGGUGCUCAAGUUCCUGGAGUCUCGCAUCCCGCAAGGGCUGCAGUGGGGCGAGGAGUGGACGGCGCUGGCGGCCUACCGCAGCGCGCUGCUCACCGACGCGCCGGACGAGCGCCCGCCGCCCGUGCGCAGGCACUACUCGCGGAGGGGACGACACGGUCAAAACGAAGACGAAGAAGGCGAUGAGAACGCAGAAUCGGACGGUGACCAUCCAGGGAGCCGGCGGCGCGUCCGUCUGUCAGUCACCCGGCGCAGGGCCGCCCUCCCGAACAAGCGACGAGCCCCCCCCUCCCCGUCCACCCCUUCCUACACCAUAGACACGACGUCCCCCACCCCGUCAUCGGGGAACAGCAGACGGGCCGACACCGAACCAGUCAGCGGUCCCUCGGAGGAAACGCCGAGAAGAAAACGCAAGGGGACCGACGUGGCGAAUGUCUCCAAGAGGUUUCGCACGCGCGGGGGCCAACUGACGCUCGGGAGCGUCGGAAGCGGGUCGACGACGCCGACAUCUUAAACAUUUUUUUUAUAUGUUUUUUUAUUUAUAUUUUCUAUGUAAUAAAGUACAUACACGUUUUUCA